AUGGAGAUUCUUACGGCGUCCUUUCAAGUGAUCUUUGAAAGAAUUGUGGAUUACACAAUUGGAGCAGUCGGACGUCAGAUGGGUUAUCUGAUUUGCUACAAAAAAAAUGUUGACAAUCUCAGGAGCGAAGUUGUAGAUCUCAAAGUUGCUAAAAAUGCUGUGCAACAAAAGGUCGAUGCUGCUCAAAAGAACGUAGAAGAAAUUGAAGUUGAGGUCCAGGGGUGGCUAACAAGUGUUGAGGAGAUCACUGUAAAGGCACAAAAAUUCUUUGAAGAGGAAGGCCAAGUAAAGUUGAAGUGUUGCAAUGGGCGCUGUUUUAAUUUGAAGACUCGUUAUCAGCUUGGCAGAAGAGCGCACAAGUUGGAAUUGGCCGUUAAGGAUAUCAAGGAUAAGGGCACGUUCAAGACAGUUGGCCAUCGUGUCCCUAUACCAGGAGGUACUACAAUUUCUACUAAAGGUUAUGAAGACUUUGAAUCAAGAAAGUUAAUUUUCGAUGGGGUGAUGGAGGCUCUAACAGAUGAUAAUAUCCGUACCAUUGGAGUUUGUGGGAUGGGCGGCUCGGGCAAGACCAUGCUUGUUGGAAAAAUUGCUACACAAGCCAAAGAAGAUAAGUCAUUUGAAAGGGUUGUUACAGUAGUUGUAUCCCAAACUCCUAACUUGAAACAGAUUCAAAAAGACAUUGCAAAAGAUUUGGAGUUGAAGUUUCAGGAUGAGGACACUGAUUUUCAAAAAGCAUAUUUGCUACGUGAGCGGUUGAAGAAAGAGAAGAUUCUUUUUAUUAUAGAUGAUAUUUGGAAUAAGAUUGAUUUGGAAGCUCAUGGAAUUUCUUUUGGGGAUGAUCACAAAGGAAGCAAACUAUUGCUAACGUCUAGAUUUCGAGAUGUGUUGGCCACGGAUAUGGAUGCUCAAGAAAUAUUCUAUGUUGGAGUUUUAUCAAACGAUGAAGCAAAAUACUUGUUUUCGAAGAUAGUGGGUGAUUUAGCUAAAAAGUUGAAUCUCCAAUCUACCAUGGUUGAGGUUGUCAAAGAAUGUGCUGGCUUACCGAUUGCCAUUACAACAGUUGCGAAUGCACUGAAAAAUCAAAAGAAUCCAAGUGUUUGGAAGGAUGCCUUGCGACAGUUAAAAUUGGCAGAUCCAAUGGAUAUCAAAGAAAUGCAUAACAAGGUAUAUCAAAGUAUAAAGUUGAGCUAUAAUUUUUUAACUGAGGAAGCGCAAUCGUUAUUCUUGUUUUGCAGUUUAUUUGAAGAAGAUAUGGUCAUACCAAUAGCAUUGUUAUGGAGAAUUUUGGUGGGUUUCUUUCAAGAUGUUUAUACAAUGGAAGAGGUGAGAAAUAGGGUCCACAGAUUGGUUGAAAGUCUAAAAGAUUCUUGCUUGUUGUUGGAAGGUAAUGGAAGUGGUUCAUUUAAAAUGCAUGACGUCAUUCGUGAUGUCGCCAUUUAUAUUGCAGACAAAGAUAAGGAAAUGUUAACCAUAAGAAGUUCCAAUGAUUCAGAAAAAUGGUCAAAUAUGAAAAACUUGAAAGAAUCCAUUGGAAUCGCACUUUUUGAUGUUAAGUUCAGUGAUCUUCCUAAAAGGUUGGAAUUUCCACAACUUAACUUCAUUUUGUUGGGUUGUAAAGGCAAUUCUUUGGCAAUUCCUAAUCACUUUUUUGAAGGGGUGAAAGAGCUCAAAAUUUUAGUUCUGUUUGAAGCACGUAUUUCACUUCCUUCAUCCCUUUCAUCCCUUCACAACCUCCAAACGUUGGUUUUGCGUAAGUGUGAGUUAGAAGACGUGGCUAUAAUAGGAGAAUUAAAGAAUUUGAAAGCUCUUACCCUAUCAGGGUCCAACAUCAAACAGUUACCUAUUGAAAUAGGACAAUUGACUCACCUUCAAUUGUUGGAUUUGAAAAGAUGCACCAGGCUUGUAGUUAUUCCACCCAAUGUAUUAUCGAAUCUUAAAAGGUUAGAAGAAUUAUAUAUGAAGAGUAGUUUUAAUCAAUGGCAGGUUGAUGGAGAAAGCACGGAAAGGAACAAUACUAGGGUCUCAGAGUUGGACUAUUUGUCACUCUUGACCACAUUAUGUAUACAUAUUCCCAAUGCUAAGAUUCUACCAAAAGCCUUGUUUUUUGAGAAAUUGGAAAGAUAUGAAAUAUUAAUAGGCAAUAAUUGGGAUUGGGAUUGGGAUAGUGACAGCGAUAGUGACAGCGAUGAUGAGUUUGAAAUCUCAAGAAUGGUGAAACUUGAACUUGAUAAAAGCUUUCAAGUAGAGGAAGGGAUUAAAAUUUUAUUGAAAAGGUGUGAAUAUCUUGAUCUGGCUCCUGGGGAGGGUAUUGAAAAUAUUAUUUACGAAGUUGACAAGGAAGGCUUUCCACAAUUGAAGCAUCUCUAUGUUCGAAACAGCACUGAGAUUCAAUAUAUCAUUAACUUGAUGGGGGUUCAAUGUGUUGUCUUUCCUCUCUUGGAGUUUCUUUCUCUAGAUAAUAUGAUAAAUUUGGAAAAGAUAUGCCAUGACCAUGACCAACUUGCAAUGGGUUCUUUCCACAGCUUGAAAAAGUUAGAAGUGAGCAAUUGUGAUGGGUUGAUAUUUGUCUUUUCCCUAACCAUGCUUGGAUGCUUUUCGCAACUUCAAGAAAUAGUGAUCAAGAAUUGCAAGAUAAUGCGUGCAAUUGUUGCAAAGGAAAGAAAACAUGAGAUACAAGUUGACGACAUCACUGACGACAUGAAAACAAAUUCAAUGGACUUCUCUCAAUUGAGUUCUUUGACUCUACGAAAUUUACCAAAUUUGAUGGGUUUCUAUUCUGAUGUUGAUUCUCAACUACUUUUCAACGAAAAGGUAUCAUUAAAAUAUGAUAUAUUUUACUGA
This is a messenger RNA of Quercus robur (English oak), 2841 nucleotides long. Its product is annotated as disease resistance protein At4g27190-like. Lineage: Eukaryota; Viridiplantae; Streptophyta; Magnoliopsida; Fagales; Fagaceae. The record is from RefSeq and is a predicted model, not a curated record. The transcript has a single exon. Bases 1 to 2841 code for a protein of 946 amino acids. Gene Ontology annotation, molecular function: ATP hydrolysis activity; ADP binding.